AUGUAAAAAAACCCUUACCUGAUGCUAGUUUUAGCUUUCAUUAUUUCCAGUGUAAUGCUUGGAUUUGCUGUUAGAACUUUAGAAAGACCAUAUUAUCAAGAUGACUAAACUGGAGAAUCUGAAGUGAAAGGUGCUGGAUAUUAAGAUUAUAACUUUAUCAUGAAUGGUUGGUGGCUGAUUGUAGUAACGAUGACUACUGUUGGAUUCGGAGAUUUUUAUGCUAAAACAUAUUUAGGAAGAAUGAUUAGUUCUCUAGCAUGUAUCUAUGGAACUUUCUUAGUUUCAUUAAUGGUUGUAACAUUACAAAGUCAGCAAUAAAAGGCAUUUGAUUCUUUGAGAUCAAUUGCUCAUUUCCAACUUAAAAAGAUUGCAGCUGCAAAAUAUAUUUUCUAUCGCUUCAAGUUUUACAAAAUCAAUAAGAAAUUAUGUUAAUAGCAAUUAAUUGAUAAAAAGCAGCAAAUGCUUUUUGAAGAUAUUAAGUUUAGAAAGGAAAAAGCUCGAGUUGAUUUCAAAUAUUUAUACAAACAAAUUUAGCUAAAUCCUGAUACUGAAAUUCUUUUCCUUGAAGAUAUUGAUGAGAAAAUUAGACAAAUUUAUUAAUCAUUAGAGAAAGACGAUAGAAGAACUGAAAUGUAUUAAUAAGAAUUUUAAAAUGCCAAGCUACAAAAGGAAAUCAAACUUUAGCAGGAAAAUAGAAAUAUAUUAAAGUAUAAGUUAACUAAGAUUUAGUAAGAACUUUAGCAUAGAUUGAAAGAUGACAAGUACAAUCAUUAAAUACAGCUUGAAAAUGAAGAAGAUUCUUCUACUCAAAAAUAUCCUACGAAGAGUUUAAACUUUGACAUUCCUUCCAUUCAAGUCAUUACUCCAUCAAGUGAGAUUAAUUUAACUGAGGGUAUUUAAAGUAGAAUAUUAAAAUAGAGGUAAAGUUAACAGAAAAAACUAGGACAUAGAUCAAGGUUUAAUUCAUAGGAUGACCAGACUAUCUCAGAAAUUAGAUUAGACCUGCCUCCUAGAGAAACAAAUUUUCAGGUAGAUUAAUAAGAAUCACUGGGAAGUUCUUAAUAAAACCCUGAUUAUACUUAGUAUUCAAGAAAAAGAGUCGAUAAAUAAAAUGAUAUAAUGCUCUCUCUUAAACCAAGAAAUAAAACACCUAAUAGAAUAGAAUUGAUUAAAAGUAGGACCUUUCUGACUGAACAAGAUUUCACUUCAACAAGUUAAACAUAAUAGUUAUCAAAAUAGACUACCUUUGACAAUUAAAAUUCAAGACACUAGAAUCUUUCUAUAAUAUUCGACAAGAAUGCUCAAGUAAGAUCAAUUAAUGACAUUAUAUAAGAUAAAUAAGGUCAGAUUUAAUAGUCAUUCACUAACCUUUAAAUAAAAAAGGCUACUGCUUAUAAGAAAAAUUUGCACCUUAAAAUGAAUAACAACUAAAACUAAUGA
This is a messenger RNA of Stylonychia lemnae, 1440 nucleotides long. Lineage: Eukaryota; Ciliophora; Spirotrichea; Sporadotrichida; Oxytrichidae. The record is from the annotation of a GenBank genome assembly.